Molecule: messenger RNA, 258 nt
Organism: Colletotrichum phormii
Lineage: Eukaryota; Fungi; Ascomycota; Sordariomycetes; Glomerellales; Glomerellaceae
Exons: 1
Coding region: 14-238 (74 amino acids)
Source: RefSeq, a predicted model, not a curated record
GUCCAAAGACUGAAUGAAAGUACUCGGUUGCGAGGCAAGUCGUGGUAUCAAACCCCUGAAAGGGGAAUGCCGACUUCAGAGAAGGCCGCCCGGAAGAAAGGAUUUCGACUGUUGUCGACGCAGCUACGAUCUUCGAGGUUUUUACAAAAGAGACCAUAGAAUAGAAGAGGACAUAUUAAAUACUCCACUGGCGCUUGCCUACAUCAAAACGCUCAUAGCGAGACCAAUACAAAUUUAAGUAACGAACUCUCAACGAAC